AUGCCCGACACGGUGCUCAACGGCCGGCUCUCGCAAGAAGCAAGUGGAACUGCUAGCAAGACGAAGAGCGAUGCAACCACCUCCGGAUUGGAACAUCCAGGAGAACCAAGAGGUGCGUCUCGCGUGCUGGGUAGAGAUCCCGAGCCCACUGAGAUCGCGACACCGGGGGAAGAGCCCAGGAGCCAGGCAUCAGAGAGCAAAGCGGUGGCGAGUGUGGUCACGCAGCAAGCUGAAGAUGGACAUGCGAAGGGUGACUCGAGCGGCUGCUACGAUCCCGCUCCGAGCCAGGGCAAGCAAAAGCGGACUCUGUGGCGCCUUGGAAAUUCGGCGGUGAAGGACCACUCUUCGGACUCGGACGAUGCAGCUCAACGGCAAACCAAGGAGCUGUAUCCUUACACGCUCACCCUCAAGCUACGCUCCGUCGACCCGGCCAAAGAUGCCGCAACAUUGCCCCGUUCCAAGCUGCCCUCUCAUCACGUGCCCACACUUGUCUCUCGAGCCGCACUUGCAUCGGAUCAAGUUCUCAAGAGAGCGGCUAGAAGCAUUCAUCCUUUCAAAGCAGAUGCGAGCGAAAACGCUGCUCUGCCAGCUGCAUGGGAUGCCGUGUCGGAAAGAACUAGAGAUCGAAGGACUUCCAAACGCAUUACUCGCGUGGUGCGCUCAGCUGUUGGCAAAGUGGCUCCCUCCACAAUGGCUCCGGAUGCCGGCACUGUGGAUCUGGUCAACGCCAAUUCUGGAGCCCUAGCAUCGCUCACUUUUGAGAACCCAUGGGAUAGCUUUAGGAAACCCAGCGUUGCCGAUGCGCUCAACGGAGGGCUCAAGUGGGGUCUGCCAAGAGGCUAUGAACAGGGUGGAGGUCGCUCAAGGUACAGAGGCGGAGGUAGGAGGCGCAAAGGUCCAGGAGCGGAGAGCGCAAAUGAUGUUGGGCCCAACAUCGAGGUGAGAAAACCUGAUUGGGGCGAGAGACGACUUGAGGACGGGGAGACAGAUCUGCCGCUCCAGGCGCGCAUCACUUGGUUGGGUCACGCUAGCACAUUGGUGCAGCUGCCGCAGGUGCCACGGCCACGCGUUGAGGAGCAAGAGGAAGCUGCAAGCGGAGCGGUUGACGAUGCUUCCGACGAAGAGAAGAACCGCGCGACUCGUCGGCCUUUCAAUAUUCUCAUCGACCCUGUAUUUAGCGAGCGCUGCUCGCCUUCGCAAGUCGCCGGUCCCAUUCGCCACACACCGACUCCAUGCGGAGCGUCGGAUCUCCCUCCCAUCGAUGUUAUACUCAUCAGUCACUCGCACUAUGAUCAUCUUGAUCUAGGCAGCAUACAGGAGCUUCUCAAGGCUCGCGGUAAAGCUUUGCAUGUUCUCGUUCCCCUCGGCAACAAGGCUUGGUUCGAGGCCAAUGGGUUCAAGAAGGAACAAGUCAGCGAACUCGAUUGGUGGGAUGAGGCUUGGUUUUCGAUCUCAAAAGAGGGUAAUGCAGGUUACAGGAUUAUCUGCACACCAGCACAGCAUGGGAGUGGUGAGUCGUGGGACAUUCACAUCACACAAUUUCGGCUAGAUCGUAUGCUCACGGAUCUCCAAUUGUGCGCCGAAUCUGGCCACAGGACGAGGACCUGGCGACAAGGACUCCACGCUUUGGUCCAGCUGGCUCAUCGAGCGCGUACUUGUAAAGGAGACAAGCACCACCACCGCUCCACCAGGCGUCCUCAACAAGGUUACGACGACCAUCACUUCGGCUUUCACCGCCACGAACAAUGUUGUCGUCGGCCGCCAACUUGCCAAGGGCGUUUCAGAACCCACUGAAAAAGCAGCCGAUGAAGUUCCGACGAGCUCCAAAGUUUCAACACUACCUACUGUGUCCACGUUUGAUGAUCUAGAAGCGGAAGCCAAGCGGAGGUACAGGAUAUAUUUUGCGGGUGAUACUGGCUUGCGAGCGCACAACGAGAGUCGAAAACCAAGAGAACGAUACCCGGCUUGCCCAGCAUUCAGAGGUGAGCAAGCGGUUGAAUGGCUGGCCAACUUCGUCAAACGCUCCGACUGAUGCUCGAUCCACGCUUGGCGAACUCAGAAAUUUCCCUGAGGUACGGCGUUCCGCACGUUCUGCUGCUGCCCAUCAGCGUUGGCUCUUCUUUGUCGUACUUUAGAUCAUGGGACCCUCUGCCUAGACGCUACUCGCCAUUCCCUCGCGUCGAGUCUCCCUUGACCAGCGCGAUACACAUGGAUGCUUUUGACGCCGUCGACUGUGCUAGGAUCAUGGCUUUGCGAAUCAGAGCUGGACAAGCAGCUUCCAAGAGUGCAUCGCGAGAAGACGACGAGGAGGUGUUGAGGAGAGAAGAGAGAGCUCGCGCUUUGGGUCCAAAGAAUGGUGUCACUUGCUUGGCAGUGCAUUGUGAGUUUGUAGAGGCGCUUAGGGUUCGCCAUUCGCUAGAUGCAGAUACUUCCAAGGCUGUUGCUGUUCGCUUCGCUGUACGAGUGCGCCUUCCUGACUUUGCUUUUGUCUAAUGCACCAUGUGCACAGAUGGCACGUUCGUACGCAAUUCGUCGCAGACUAUGGACGAUCUUCGAGACCUGGCUCAAGCAUGUGCCAAGGCAGCAUCCAACGGCUCGGCAAGCUCCAUCACACAUCCCCACCGACCUCAUCUGCAUAGACACAACCUUUCUACCGCAACGGCUGCCACUGGACGAACAAACGGCACAGCACAGGGGGACCUCGCGCGCACAAAAAGCAGCAGCGCCAACGUGCUCAUCGACCCGACCAACAUCGUCGACAUGCGCUUCAUCCGCACUCAAGAAGGAGCUUUCGAGAGAUCAAAGGGAAAGGAGCAAGACAUUUUCCUUGUCUCUCAUCAGGGAGAGACUGUAUGGUUCCCGAUUUCGACUUAG
This is a messenger RNA of Ceraceosorus bombacis, 2874 nucleotides long. The record is from the annotation of a GenBank genome assembly. Lineage: Eukaryota; Fungi; Basidiomycota; Exobasidiomycetes; Ceraceosorales; Ceraceosoraceae.